Molecule: messenger RNA, 437 nt
Organism: Aphanomyces astaci
Lineage: Eukaryota; Oomycota; Saprolegniomycetes; Saprolegniales; Verrucalvaceae
Exons: 1
Coding region: 35-406 (123 amino acids)
Biological process (GO): regulation of transcription elongation by RNA polymerase II; mRNA processing; chromatin organization
Cellular component (GO): nucleus; DSIF complex
Molecular function (GO): RNA polymerase II complex binding; zinc ion binding
Source: RefSeq, a predicted model, not a curated record
GGUUCCCAUUCGUACCAAUUUGACCGGAGACACUAUGCGCGGCGACGAAGACGACGACGACGUGGAACAAGGCGUGGUUCAUGCGGAGAUCCCGACGACGUUCCGUGAACUGCGCGCGUGCAUGAUCUGCUCCCUCGUCAAGACGUACAGUCAGUUCUAUGAGUCGGGAUGCGACAACUGCGGGUUUCUGAACAUGCAAGACAACCGCACGCGAGUGACAGACUGCACGACUGCCUACUUCGAAGGGAUGAUUGCCAUGAUGCAGCCCAAGGAAAGCUGGGUCGCCAAGUGGCGACGCAUUGGCAAGUUCGUGCCGGGGAUUUACGCGGUUGCCGUCACGGGCGAACUCAACGACAGCAUCAAAAAGUUCCUCGAAGAGCGCAACAUUUCGUACUGCGUCAGUUAGUUAAUAUGACAUCAUCCAUCUCUCGAACCCA